Molecule: messenger RNA, 1035 nt
Organism: Dovyalis caffra
Lineage: Eukaryota; Viridiplantae; Streptophyta; Magnoliopsida; Malpighiales; Salicaceae
Source: the annotation of a GenBank genome assembly
AUGGGGAGGGCUCCUUGCUGCGACAAAGCCAACGUGAAGAAAGGCCCAUGGUCACCUGAAGAAGAUGCAAAGCUCAAGUCAUAUAUAGAGCAGGAUGGCACUGGUGGUAACUGGAUUGCUUUGCCUCAAAAAAUUGGCCUUAAAAGAUGCGGCAAGAGCUGCCGCCUUAGAUGGUUAAAUUAUCUUCGCCCCAAUAUUAAGCAUGGAGGCUUCUCCGAAGAAGAAGAUAACAUAAUCUGUAGCCUCUACAUUAGUAUUGGAAGCAGAUGGUCUAUAAUUGCAGCACAGUUGCCGGGAAGAACAGAUAAUGACAUAAAGAACUAUUGGAACACAAGGCUGAAGAAGAAGCUUCUUGGUAAGCAGCGCAAAGAGCAACAGGCCCGUAGAAGUAGUGGCCUGAAGCAAGAAAUGAAGAGAGGAAAUGGAAAUCCCAUGGUUCCAGCUGAUAACAAUAACCAAAACCCUUAUUGGCCGGAGCUGCCUGUACUCGAUCCCAUACCAUACUCUAACCAAGAACCGCAUUUCAAUGACCAUGCCUCUAUCAGGAAAUUACUCAUCAAGCUUGGAGGAAGAUUUUCUGAUGAUGAUCAAGUGAAUUACAAAGCUAUAAAUCCCCAAUUCCCACUUGAUGUAUCCUAUACUCAGCAACUUUAUGAUGAUCAGUCCAUCAAUAUCUCCUCUUCUGCUUCAAUGGAGGAGGCCUUGAAUAAUACUGAUGCUCAAUUUGCACAAACACAGUACAACAAAGAUGGGACUGCAGGUUUGCAACUGUUGCAAGGACAAAGCAGUUUUCCUGCGGGGUUUGAGCAAAUGGUUAGCAGCAACCCACCAAGACUGGACGGGCUGGAGUUUCUGCUAGGUGAGGAUGUGGUUAGUAACAGAAUAAGGACUAGUUAUGGUACUGAAAGCAUGAUUGAUUGCGGCGAGAUGACCUCUCUGAUUUGUCCUCCAGAUGCUUCAAAUUGUGAAGGGAUACAACAAAGGUUGCUGCAAGAAUGUCCUUAUGUUGAGCUGAGGUACCCUGGGCCACUUUAA